Molecule: messenger RNA, 1374 nt
Organism: Cucurbitaria berberidis CBS 394.84
Lineage: Eukaryota; Fungi; Ascomycota; Dothideomycetes; Pleosporales; Cucurbitariaceae
Exons: 1
Coding region: 1-1374 (457 amino acids)
Biological process (GO): regulation of cyclin-dependent protein serine/threonine kinase activity
Cellular component (GO): cyclin-dependent protein kinase holoenzyme complex; nucleus
Molecular function (GO): cyclin-dependent protein serine/threonine kinase regulator activity; protein kinase binding
Source: RefSeq, a predicted model, not a curated record
AUGCCGUCCUUCUACCCCCGCCACAACCUGCCGCGGCAGCUUCUGACACCCCCCGAAUUCGUACCAAGUUACCACACUGCCUGCGGCACCACCUACCAGCAGCAGAACGCCUACACUGGUCAGCCAGCAAUUCGGCAACAAGAUGAUGGCUACGACUUCGCAGACCGCUAUGGCCAACUCGCCAUCGCUAUGCCACCCAUGUAUCCGCAGUCUGGCACCUACCUAAGCAACGCACCACCUAGCCUCCCGCCCGCGAGCUCAUUCUACGAGCAAUCUGGAGCGACCAUUCUCCCGCCAAUGCGCGUUCAGUCCGGUCACUCCAUGGCAGAGGCUGCGGCCCAACAGCAGCGUGCGCAAGAGUACAACCAGCGCGUGAACCAGCCAGCCAAGGACGAGAAGCCUGUUGGAGGCGUGUCCGCGAAGCUGGACUACGACAUGGACGUCAUGACCGACUUUGUUUGCGAGACGGCGUUGCAACUCAUCACUCCAGGUCGGAUGAUGCCCACGUCAUUCCGAAAGUGGGUACACCAGGUUCUGUGUGCGACGAGGCUGCCGUCUGCGACUAUCCUGCUUAGCAUGUUCUACCUGUCCAGCAGGAUGCCCAUGCUCAUCGCCGAGCCAAAGACGGAUACACACUUGUUCCGUCUUCUCACCAUCGCGCUGGUCCUGGGCAGCAAAUUCCUCGAUGACAACACCUUCAUCAACCGUUCCUGGUCCGAAGUCAGCGGCAUCCGAGUUGACGAGCUCAACAGACUCGAGAUGGAGUGGUUGAACGCCAUCGACUACAAGCUCCACCGUGACCCUACGGAACAGCAAGGCUGGACUUCCUGGUCAGAGCACUGGAAGGUCUACCAGGGCCAGGCUGCCACGCGGGCUGGCCGAAGCAAUAAGCUCAGCCCCAUCGAUACGACUAUGCAUCGCCGCUCUCUUAAUCCCAAUAAGCCGCUUCCUCCGCUGCCUAUGCAGCAGGCGUACAACCCGCCGUCCUACGAGUACACGCCCAAGUCGGCGCAGCCCUCCUACAACCUUCCCAGCUACUCCCAGUACGAUCCGUGGAGGUCUGCCAAUGACCACUCCCCCGCAUCUGCGCCGACCACGGGACCUGCUACUCCGGAGUACUAUGGCACAACAGGAACCUGGGCUCCAGCAGAAGGGUAUUCCCGUCGCACCAUGUUCGGUUUCCCACCCCUGUCCCAGCCUGCCCCUGCCCAAUCCCAGCAGCCAUCCACGUACGGUGCACAUGCCUACCACCCACAGUACAACACCUCCGUUUGGAAUCAGCAUGGUGUCAACUGUGGUUGCAGCUAUUGCUCGCAGAGGCAUCCACCGUACUUCAUGGCUCCUGGUUACGGCCCCCAGGCUGUUGCUGUUUAG